Molecule: messenger RNA, 3108 nt
Organism: Priapulus caudatus
Lineage: Eukaryota; Metazoa; Priapulida; Priapulimorpha; Priapulimorphida; Priapulidae
Product: gamma-aminobutyric acid type B receptor subunit 2-like
Exons: 16
Coding region: 1-2355 (784 amino acids)
Biological process (GO): gamma-aminobutyric acid signaling pathway; G protein-coupled receptor signaling pathway
Cellular component (GO): membrane; G protein-coupled receptor heterodimeric complex
Molecular function (GO): G protein-coupled GABA receptor activity
Source: RefSeq, a predicted model, not a curated record
AUGUUUCUUGGUCUAAAGUCUGAUGUGUUUCUUGGUCUAAAGUCUGAUGUGUUUCUUGGGCUGAAGUCUGAUGUGUUUCUUGGUCUAAAGUCUGAUGUGUUUCUUGGGCUAAAGUCACUGCAGUCUGCCGUGAUGGCUCUGAAGCCCGAGUUGCCGAUUCCACAGCCUGAUGCGACAUUUCAGUCUGGUUGUGAUCCUGGUCGCGGAAUACAUGCCUUAUAUGAAGCUCUGUACAAGGAUCCAGUCAAGGUGGCUGUAAUUGGUGACCCCUUAUCUCCGGUUAGCGAAGCCACCGGUCAAGUGAUCCAUUUCUGGAAUGUUAUUAUGUGUGCCGCCGGUGCCGCCUCGCCAAAUCUGUCAAACAAGAAGAAAUAUCCCUGGUUCUUUCGUACUAUCGGUUCGCAAAAUGCUCAGAAUCCAACGUACGUUGAGAUCAUACAGACCUACGGGUGGACUAGGGUGGCGUGCAUUCACGAGUCGGUCGGACUUUUCUCUUCGGCAAUGGAGGAUGUGAUACCGAAGCUGGAAGCAGCUAAUAUUACUAUCAUCACUAGUGAGAUAUUUACAGAUAAUCCCGUUCAGCAGAUCGCAAACAUCAAGAGACAUGACGGAAGAAUUAUCAUUGGGUUUUUCUACGAGGACAUGGCCGUCAAGGUUUUCUGCGAGGCCUACAAAGCGGGAAUCUACGGAGCACACUACCAGUGGUUAAUUACUGGAUUCUACAGCAAGAAUUGGUGGCUGAUAGACACACCACGACACGGAUGCUUACCCGACCAGAUCGCCGCGGCAGUCGUCGGAGUAUUGACGUUUGCUCCAUCAUGGAAGAAUCCAACUCGAGUGGUCGGGAUAUCGGGCUUGACAACGACCGAGGUGUUUUCCGAGUACGAGCUACGUUCUCGUGGACGGCAACUCUUCGCUGGCCACCAGAUCGGGCUAUGCUAUGAUGCUGUGUGGAUAGUUGCUCUGAUGCUCAAUCGAUCGCAGCAGAUCUUCGAAGAGAAAGGAUUUGGACGAGGAUUAGAGGACUUUCACUACAGCGACAAGGAAAUGGCCCACGUCAUGUUUGAUGUUAUGACGAAAGUUGAGGGCUGGGGAGUGCGUGGAUACCUUAAAUUUGACGAAAAUCACGAUAUCCCUGAAACAGUCCAGAUUCGGCAGGUUCAAGCUGACAGGAAAUGGCGGACCGUGGGCUAUUAUUUGCCCCAGGUCGGUGAGACACCAGCCCGAAUGAGGUGGUUGGAAGGUUCACCAAUUAUAUGGCAAGGAGGCGGUCCCCCAAAAGAUUCCGUAUUGCGUAUUCUGAUUGUACAGAAAGUAAAUCCGCUCAUUUACGGCGUCAUGUGCGCUCUAGCAACGACUGGAAUCCUUCUUGCCUUUCUCUUUCUGACGUGUAACGCCAAGUACAGGAAGCACAGUGUUAUGAAGGCAUCGUCACCAACUAUGAAUGGCAUCAUAUUGUUUGGUUGCAUUCUGUCGUAUUCGGCUAUCUAUUUCGAGUUUACGCAUGCCGACGACCACAAAGAGAUGCUCUGUAAGCUGUCGAUAUGGACGUUGACGAUAGGCUCGGGCAUGGCACUUAGUUCACUCUUUCUAAAAGCAUGGAGAAUUUAUUACGUUUUCACCAAUGUGAAUCUGCAGAAGCGGGUUAUCACGGAUAAAAAAUUAAUUGCGGCGGUGGUUGCGGUUACGGCAGUUAACAUGCUCGUGCUGUGUACGUGGGAAGCGGUUGAUCCACUGAGCGUAACCGUCUACAACGCUACUGUGCUAGUAUCCGAAGAAAAUUACGAUGUGAAUGUCAUAAAUCAAGUACAGGUGUGCAAGUCAGCCAGUGAGGCGUAUUUUCUAGGACCGGCUUACGCCAUUCAGAGUCUGCUGCUUGCGUUUGGAACUUUCAUCGCGUACGAGACUAGAAAGGUGAAAGUAGAAGAGUUCAACGACUCCAAACUGAUAGCGACCUGUAUUUACAAUUACGUAAUCUUCGGUGUCGUUGGCGUCGGCGUCGUCAUGAUGAUGGGUGACAUGGCGAUACCGAGAUACGUCGUGAAGAGCGCAUGCGUCAUCUUUGCUACUACGUUGACGCAGAGCAUCAUAUUUGUACCGAAGAUCAUAGCCCGUCAUCGUACUACGAACGCAAUAGAAGUCACUCAGCACCAGGUGGCGACAGCAGCGAGUAUAGCCCCCACCAGCCAGCUCCACCAACUCCACGGCGUCAGCAACGCAACUGACAUGCAUGAGCUCAGCACCGUGAAAGAGCAAUUAGCGCAGGCGCAGACGGAAAAUAAGACGCUGAGUGAAGAAAUCCAUAGGCUCCGUAGAAUCAUAGAGGAAUCGCAGGCCUCCGAAGCGCCACACUGAAGCCGUAGCUACAAUCUAUCUAUAACUGUUUUCCGAGCGCACAGUGCACACAGUAAUAACCUCGAAUUUGUGUGCGCAGCGUCAUCCUAUAUAGAGAUAUUAACGUUGAAUGGGGUUAGUUAGUGUAUAUGUGUAUGUAUAAUUAUCAUGAUCAUUAUCAUUGAUAAUAUUUAUCCAGCAAACAUACAAAUUAAGUGAGCUUGUUACAUACAAUUGAAAACCAUUUCAACGUUUGAGUGUGGUUAAAUAUAGCAUUAAUAUUUGAUUUUGAAGAAUUCUACGCAUUAUAUUUGUCCGUCGUCUAUGAUUGGCCAUCGUACUCAGAAAUAAUUAUUUCUGACUACGAUGGCCAGCUAUAGUCGUCUAUAGACUCCCAGAAGUAUAUAAUAGCAGAGCUGGACAGAGGGAAGAGGGAGAGAUUUCUAAGCAAAAUUACAUCGAAAGAUCUAGAAUGCAUGCAGAAGCGAUAACCAUAUCGCGUGCUCGUGAAUACACAUAAUUAUAUAAACUCCUAAGGAAAGGAGCGGGCAUAUUGAUCAAGGUUUCGCUUAAGUUGCUAGCAUGUACCUAGAAUAUAGGUACCCAACUCCAUGUCGCUAAUCUGUAGUACGUCUGUGAACUGCCGUCGUAUUCUUGUAUCUAUUAGUGUAACAACCACAAAAGAACGAUAGUAAAUGUAAUGAAAACAUCACCGCUUUAGAGUUACUUAUUGCAUUUAACUUAAUAAAACUAAAUGUAUCCAGUGUCGCAUAA